Aureococcus anophagefferens is the source of this 315-nucleotide messenger RNA. RefSeq names its product RL44_PICJA 60S ribosomal protein L44. Gene Ontology annotation, molecular function: structural constituent of ribosome. The transcript has a single exon. Gene Ontology annotation, cellular component: cytosolic large ribosomal subunit; ribosome. Gene Ontology annotation, biological process: translation. The record is from RefSeq and is a predicted model, not a curated record. Bases 1 to 315 code for a protein of 104 amino acids. Lineage: Eukaryota; Pelagophyceae; Pelagomonadales; Pelagomonadaceae.
AUGGUGAACGUCCCGAAGGAGCGCAAGACGUACUGCAAGGCCAAGAAGUGCCGCAAGCACACGACGCACAAGGUCACGCAGUACAAGGCCGGCAAGGCGUCCAACUUCGCCCAGGGCAAGCGGCGAUACGACAUGAAGCAGAUGGGCUUCGGCGGCCAGACGAAGCCCGUCUUCCACAAGAAGGCGAAGACGACGAAGAAGGUCACGCUCCGCCUCGAGUGCAAGGAGUGCAAGGCGAAGAAGCAGCUCACCAUCAAGCGGUGCAAGCACUUCGAGCUCGGCGAGAAGAAGAAGACCACGGGCCACACCUACUAG